Ctenopharyngodon idella (grass carp) is the source of this 6606-nucleotide messenger RNA. RefSeq names its product Rho guanine nucleotide exchange factor (GEF) 5 (gene arhgef5). Bases 796 to 5472 code for a protein of 1558 amino acids. The transcript has 15 exons. The record is from RefSeq and is a predicted model, not a curated record. Gene Ontology annotation, molecular function: protein binding; guanyl-nucleotide exchange factor activity. Lineage: Eukaryota; Metazoa; Chordata; Actinopteri; Cypriniformes; Xenocyprididae. Gene Ontology annotation, biological process: activation of GTPase activity; intracellular signal transduction. Gene Ontology annotation, cellular component: cytoplasm; nucleus.
CCAGCAUCUUCAACCCCACCAAUCACAGCACAGAAGAGAGACGCCCAGACUGUCCACUGUUUCCUGUUUCUGUGAGGCAGAAGCAUGCAGUGCCAGAGAGGGUGAGGUGAGUGAAGGGCUGAAUUACUGGAACAAGCUGUAACGCAAUCACUGUGGGUCUACUGAGUUUAUGAGAAGUGAAGAAAAGUACGAGCCUAAACAGACGGUGGAUUCCUCUUUAAGACAGUGCUGGAGGGGAAAAGUAUAAGGAAAACAGAAACAGGAGGAGGGAAGGAAGAUAAGUGUCAAUCUGUUCAAACUUGUUUGGGAAUUUGAGAAGGGCGGGAGGAGGGGACGAGAGAGAGAAACAGAAAAAAAAAGAGAGAGGAACACUGUGAGAAACUUUUUACUGUGUUGAAAACUAUUUUUGAUUACAUGAACAGAUUAAGUAGGACAGAGACAGGCUGGAUAAUUAAAUCAGUGUUUUCAGUAGAUCAUUUAUCUCACUCGACUUUGGUUCUCUCAAUGGGCAAACACUGAUAUGUGGAAUGUCUAUGAGUUGUGCAAUUCCUGCUAGCUUCACUUUGUCUGGAAAGCAAAGAGAAAGAAGGGGAGAGACGGAGAAGCGUCCCCCAAGACACUUCUCAGGUUCUCUAUGUUGCCAUGGAAAACAGUCAAACUAAUUGGGCCAUUCAAGACACUGUGCAAAUAUAGUCUUCUUAAGGUGCACUAGACAGUUUGUGUCAGUCAAGAGCAAACCGUGACCAGCUAAUCAGCAAAGGUGACCUACGUGAAGAGACUUGGAAACACCAAAAGAUGGACAAACCAAGCGAAAGAGAAGGAGAAGUGGAGCCAGAUGCCUAUCAUUGGACUAGGGAGAGGGAGAAAUUUCCUGCAACCAGAAGAAGAGAUGGAGAGAUGGACUUGAGAGAAAGAGGAAGGCGGAGAGAUGGUGAUCGACGUGCAAAUGGAAAGUCAUCAGUGUCAGAGCAGGCUGAAUAUGGAGGCCGAGACAAUGAGAGGAGAAAAGGAGGCACUUUUCCAAGAAUGACAAAACCAAGCAGAGAGAAAGAUGGAAGGAUACUACAUUCAGACUAUAAUAGGGAGCAUCACAUAGGAAGACAGAUGGACAUUCUAUAUGAAAAUGAAAGAGAAAGGGAAAGAAGGAGAUACAGAGAAAUGGACACACUGAGUGAAAGAGAAAGCACAAGAUACAGGGAGGAGUUGAAGAGAAAUGAAAUGAGAAGGCUCGUAAAGGAGGAGCCAGAAAGACGGAGGGAACGAAAUAAGGAGUUUGAUUCUGAAAUGAGAGAAAGAAGGAGAGAAAGUUAUCCAGGGGAUAAUGACCUUUCAGGCAUGAGGGAAAGAGAGACAUACAGAGAGAGAGACAAACUUAGACAAAGAGACAAGGAAGACAGGUAUUAUCUUCGACCCAUGGAACGAGAGAUAGAAAGCUUUUCAGACAGGGAAAGGAGAACUGAGAGACAGAGAGAGGGAGAGAGAUCUAGGAAAAGAGAUACAAAAAGCGAAGGAGACAGUGAUGGAGACAGGGGUAAGGAAAGAAAGAGAGAAGAGGAUUCUAAACGUGGACACAAACUCUACAAGAGUGAAGGAGACAGCGAUGUAGAACGAAAGGUACACAGAGUUAGAGAGAGAGACAGACGUAGAGAUAGAGAAGCAGAGAGACGGCAAGACAUGGUGAUGCCAAGAGAAAGAGAUUACCGGGAAACAGGUUAUUAUGAUCCUAAAGGGGGAAAUUUGGAGCGACUCAGAGAGAUGGAUAAACCAAGAGACAGAAUGAGAGACUCCAAAGAUAAAAGAAUGGACAGAGAUGCAUACUCAUACACAACUGAGAGAGGAAGGUAUAGAGAUGGAGAAAGGAUAAGAGAGAGGGAUAGGUAUUCUGAAAGAGAGAUUGAAGAGAGGGAGAGGCGGAGGAGAGAGAAAAAAGAGACAGAGAGAAGUAAAAUGGAGAAGAGUGGACAAAGUAGUGGAGAGCUGAUUUCAGGAAGUGAUAUCGAGAAUAAACAAGGGAGGGCAAUGAGAGAGAACCCCGAGGACAGAGAACGAGAAAACACUUCUGAGAUUGAUAAAGAGAAACUAACGGGAAGAACAGAGGAAGAGCAGGAAGUAAAGAGUGCUCUGAGGGACGAAGAGGGGGGUGAACGCUUUGCUGCUGAGGAGGCAGUUACAAAGAAACCUAGGAUAAGGAAAAUGUGGCUGGAACCUCGAAGUGAGAGAAAAGAAUCCCAUUUAGAAGAAGAGUACACACAGAGGGAGAGAGAAAAAGAGAAGUACAUCCAAAGAUAUAAAGAAAUCAAGACAACUGGACAUGAAGAAGAACCCGAGAGAAAGAAAGAAAACAGGAAAAAGAGUCUUGAGGACAAGUAUAGAGAACUUGAAAUGGCUGGGGAGUUCGUGAGGGAUGUCGAGGUAGAACAAGAGGAGAAAUGCAUGGAAGGGAAUGUGAUUUGUGACAGAGAAGCCCUGGAAACAGAGUGGCAGAUAGAAAGGGAAAAUGUGCCUGAUAACAUGGAAGAGGAAGAACAGAGAAAGAACAAUAGAUACGACUAUGUGGGGAAUGAGGAAGGAAGUGAGGGAGAAUCGGAAGCAGAGAAAGGCAGAAUGAUGUCAGCAGAUGAUGGAUUUGUGACUGUCUCCAGUGGAGGGGAUGAUGCUGAGGAAGAGGAUUUUGAAGACUGCAAAGAAUUCUGGGAUGGUGGAGUUGCUGAUGAUGUCUCUGGAAACUCAGGAGCUACUCAGGGCAGAGAGAUCGGGACAGAUGAAGAACUGGAAAACCAAACAGCGAAUAAGAGAGCAGAUCGUAGGGCUCCAAAAGGACCCCCAAAAGUUUUUUGUGUGAUUUCUCAGACCCUUCCCAAGUCCCUAACUAAACAGAAUGCGUAUGAAGAUACUACUGUUGAAGAAGCAGGCAAUCAGCAUUCAAGUCAAAAUAUGGACAACCAAGGUGAAAUGAGCACUGCUAAUGCAUUUGUAGAGAUUGAACACAGUGAACAAGACAUUGAAAGUGCGAUGGAUGACCUCACUCUUUCUCCUAAUGAGGACAAAGGGGAGGGAACAGGAAUUGAUGACCAGGCAAAAGAGGGUGUAACAUCACUGGAAGGCCAAAUGAUUCUUUCCAAUGAGGAAUCAGAACAAGACACCCAACUCUUCCCAACACAGCCUUCUGAAACUUUAUGGCCAUGUCAUGAGACUCAUAAUGAAGACACAUUACAACUAGGAGAAAAAGAAGUUACUGGAGAAACAGUUAAAUAUUUUGAUUCAGAUGACACAUGGAGUACAUCCGAAGAACGAAAGCGAAGCUCUACUGCUCCUCAUCUUCGAUGGGCCAAGAACGUGGUGAAAGAGAUCCUGGGUCUGAAGUUGGGGGACACAGAAAAUACAAGAGGUAGUGUUACACGCAUAGACAUACAAACCAAUACACAAACAGAGGGUGAAAAAGAAACAGACAAAUUGAGGGUGGAGGAAGAACUGACAGAGGGAGGAGAAAGAGAGGGAGGGAUGGAGAGAGAGUCGAGUGAGGAACAUUACCAGCUGGAUCCUAGUUCUAUCCAGUACACUGUUUCCUUAGAAGGAGAGGCAGACAGGAAGGUAGAAGAGCAAGUUUCUAAGAACAAAGAUAGCACAAAGAAAGUCGUUCUAAGCUCUAGUAGUUUUCAAGAUUUGGGGAAUGGGGCUCGUAUAAGGAGGCGAGGGUUCCGAAAGACGGAGAAAACCCAAGAAGAAGAGGAUGAGGAAGAAGAAGAGGAAGAGGGAGAAGGAGUUGGAAGGGACCGCAGGACAAGAAUAUUCAACAUAUCAGAUGGCGAGGAGGAUGAAUUAAGUUCGACCUGGAGUGAAAUGGAUCUAAGGAAACUUGGGAGGACAAAAAAGAGGAAUUCUAAAUUCUUUAACUCUCAGUUGUAUCAGGAAUACAAUGAGGUGGCCCAGAACAGAGAGAUCCUGCUGUCUCAUACCGAUUCUAUAUCAUUAAGUGGCGAUAAUCUCUCUAUCCGUUCAUCUUCUUCCCCAAAUCAUUCCCCUAAGCUAUCACACAGACCCCUCCCACCUCUCCCUCAAGUCCUCCUGCACCCCCACACUCUGUCCCAAACCAACUCCUUUAAAAGUCUUAAUGUGCCUCAGCAAUCCAUAGGCAGACCCCCUUCCCCUCGCGUGCCCAUCUCUGCUUCCUCACCCACACUGUGGCAGGAGCUCCCGGGAGUGAGGAAGAGCUCAGAUUUUGAGAUACUCACUGAAGAUGAGAGACGUCUGCAGGAGGUGAGGUUUGAGGUCGUGACCUCUGAGGCAUCAUACUGCCGCAGUUUGGACAUCGUAGUGGAGAACUUUGUCAUGUCCAAACCGCUCAACGUUAUCCUGUCUUCACAAGACAAAAACUGGCUGUUCUCCAGGCUAAUUGAUGUUAGAGCCACCAGUCACAGUUUUCUGUCUCAACUGGAAGAAACAGUGGAGAAGGACAUAAUGCACUUUACCGUCUGCGACAUUAUUAUCAAACACUGUCCACGAUUCCGAAAGGUCUAUGUGCCAUACCUUACCAACCAAUCAUAUCAGGACAAGACGUAUCAAAGAUUAAUGGAUGAGAGUCAUGAAUUCCGUAGAGUUGUGGAAAAGUUAGAGCGUAACCCGGUUUGUCAACGACUGCCUUUACGGUCUUUCCUCAUUCUGCCGUUCCAAAGAAUCACUCGCCUCAAACUGCUAGUGCAGAAUAUUGUAAAGAGAACCGCUUCAAAGACCAAGGAUGAAGCACAGGCCAUAAAGGCCAUGAAACUACUUGAGAAGAUGAUCCAGGAGAGUAAUGAAAGUAUCUCUCAAAUGAAGAACAUUGAGUCACUUGUGACUCUCAAUGCCAAAGUUGACUUUGAGUGUAGGACUCUUCCGUUGAUCAGUCAGUCCCGCAGACUGGUACGAGAGGGAUCUGUGACUGAACUGAGAGACUUUUCCCUGAAAGACAGGGAAGAUGAGAGAAACGCUUAUAUGCACCUUUUUAAUGACUAUCUCCUGCUCUCUUUGCGGAAAGAAGGGGGUAGGUUUACAGUUAUCGAUCAUGCUCCAGUGUCAGAGCUGCGGGUUGAGAACUGCAGGUUCAAACUGCAUUCCUUACAGAAAAACCUGUUCCGUCUGCACAUGUCGCAAAAAGCCCUGCUUUUGAAGACAGAUACAGAAGCUGAUAAACUACGUUGGAUAUCAGCACUCUCACGUCCUUAUCCUGAGAUUGACUUCAGCGCAGUUCAGGACUUUGCACAAAUGCAGUGCAUCAGAGCCUUUGUUGCCCAGCAACCAGAUGAACUCAGUUUAGAGAAAGCUGACGUUCUAUUAGUUCACCAGCAGAGUAGUGAUGGCUGGGUGGAAGGAACUCGUCUGUCAGACAGGCAACGAGGCUGGGCCCCUGAGGCUCACCUGGAGACAAUAGUCAGCGACAAAACAAGAAAGCGCAACCUUCUGGACACCAUGAGAAUUGCUACAGCUGCAAUGUGAAUUAAUAUGUACAUCCUACAUGGUUCUCAGGUGGACAUUUUCAACCACAAUUUUUUAGUGUUACUUUAAAGUCUUAUCCAAAAAGACCUUCAAGAACUUGGAUUUAUGUGGGAAGUUUCUAUUUAUUUUGUGUAGAUACUCGAGCUGAUAAGGGUGAUGUGGGCGAUAUGGUCACACCCAUGUCAUGGUACUCCACACCCUGAGAAAGGGUCUGGAAAGAUGCUGAAUUGCACCAACAGAGCUCUUUGGAUAUCUCAUGAUUUUGUGCAAAUGGUGCAAUCAAAUGAGUAUCUAUGCAGCUUCCACAGUGUUUAUGUAAACAUCAUGUAAAGUCUUUAUUAUAACUUGGAAGUUGGGUGUCACUCCUGGACAGACAAUUGGACCACAGUCUGUUUUCCUCUUAAUGAGCGAGUUAUCUCACUGAGGAGCAACUACAGCUGGAUAUAAGACAAUGGAAUCAGUGAGAAAUUCUGAAUACUGCACACCUGCAAUUUAUAAACAUUACAUCCCUUUCAACAUGGAAUAUACAUUCUGACUGCAGCCUCAAAUACGAUUUAAAGAGGAUAUUGUCGUGCUCCAGGACAAAGAUGCAAAAAGGACAAAUGGUGAACUUUUCCUUAAACAAAUUGUGCUAAUUUUAUUCAGGAUCAUGAAUUAUAGAUGGCUAAUUUUUAAGAAUAAAAAUAGGGUAGAACACCCAAGGUUAUAACAAUGUACAUAAUACCUGCAAUGUACAUAAUAUAGGUUUUUAACUUUAAAGAUAUAAAGUAUUAUGUUUUCAGGGAAUAAUUCCAUCCACAUUCAAACAGAGUGGCAUAUAACUGUAAUAAACUGAUCAUUUGUUUCCUGAAAGAACAUUUCUUGGUUUAGCAGAUGAGAUUUUUAUUCUUAUCAAGUGCACUUUGAUUUUUAUUUGUAAUUAUGGGAAGGCCGUUAGGAAGCAAGACCUCAAGGAAAAAAAGAAUCAGAAUGAAAGAGUAAAGAGGCACAGGAUUCAGUAAGAAAUCAAAUGCUUUAGUGUCAUUUACAAUAUGAAGAAUCAAUACGAAUUCAUUUCAUAAAUGUUUCUCUCAUGACAAGAAAAGACCAGACCAUAAACAGUUUCAUGGCUACAUGGAGAAAACACAACAACAA